AAUGUAAACAAAUCAUGUCAGUUUUCUCGCAGCCGUCCAUCACAUAAUAAAUUUUUGUAUAUUUUUUUUCAAAAUUGUUUGUUCACUCGAAAUUUUUGUAAAACUGUUUUAAUUUAUACCGUUUAUAUUCAAUAGCAUUCAAAAUUGCAAGUUAUCAAAAUGAGGGAGUGCAUAUCCAUCCACGUGGGGCAAGCCGGCGUGCAGAUGGGCGUGGCGUGCUGGCAGCUGUACUGCCUUGAGCACGGCAUUCGGCCUGAUGGAACCCUGCCCCAGGGUAGUACCGACCACUGCGUUGUGGACUCGUGUUUCAACACGUUCUUCUCGGAAGCGGAUCGAGGGAAGAUGGUGCCGAGGGUUGUGAUGGUGGAUUUGGAGGAGACGGUUAUUGACGAAGUCCGAACAGGCGAAUACCGGCAGCUGUACCACCCGGAACAGCUGAUCACGGGCAAGGAGGACGCGGCCAACAACUACGCGCGCGGACACUACUCCACCGGCAAGGAGAUCCUUGAGCCGGUGAUGGAGAGGAUCAGGAAGCUGGCUGACCAGUGCACUGGGCUGCAGGGCUUCUUCGUGUUCCACUCGUUCGGUGGCGGCACGGGCUCGGGGUUCACGUCACUGCUGAUGAGGAACCUCUCCGACGCGUUCGGCAAGAAGAGCAAGCUCGAGUUUGCUAUAUAUCCCGCGCCACAGGUGUCCACAGCAGUGGUAGAACCCUACAACGCGGUGCUGACGACGCACGCCACCAUCGACCACUCGGACUGCGCGUUCAUGGUCGACAACGAGGCCAUCUACGACAUCUGCCGGCGGCGGCUGUCCAUUGAGAGGCCUACCUAUGUGAACCUGAACAGGCUAAUCUCACAGGUGGUAUCUUCCAUCACGGCGUCCCUGCGGUUCGACGGCGCCCUGAAUGUGGACCUAACGGAGUUCCAGACCAACCUGGUGCCGUACCCGCGCAUACACUUCCCCCUCGCCGCCUACGCGCCCGUCGUGUCGGCUGAUAAGGCAUACCACGAAGGCAUGUCAGUAUCAGAGAUCACGGCGGAACUGUUCGAGCCCCAGAACCAGAUGGUGAAGUGCGACCCGCGAGACGGGAAGUACAUGGCGUGCUGCCUGCUGUACCGAGGAGAUGUGGUGCCUAAGGACGUGAACGCGGCUAUCGCGUCGAUGAAGGGACGCGCUGGCAUCAGAUUUGUGGACUGGUGUCCUACGGGCUUUAAGGUGGGCAUAAACUACCAGCCGCCCUCCGUGGUGGUGGGCGGGGACCUGGCACAGGUGAAGCGCGCCGCGUCCAUGCUGUCCAACACCACCGCCAUCGCCGAGGCGUGGGGCAAGCUCGACCACAAGUUCGACCUCAUGUACUCUAAGCGGGCGUUUGUUCAUUGGUAUGUCGGCGAGGGUAUGGAAGAGGGUGAGUUCUCGGAAGCACGGGAGGACCUCGCAGCGCUGGAGAGGGAUUACGACGAGGUGGCCAUAGAGACGGCAGAUCUACAAGCAAGCGAAUCACAACAUGAUACCUACCCGAGAAACUAAAUACUUUAACAUCAGCUAUCCCGCCACGAAGUUCCAUCCUCCGACAAUAGAUGGCGCUAAUAGCGAAACAUUGAAAUGCUGAUGCACCAGGGAUACGGAGCUUGAGAACCAGAGUAGCUGAUACGGCGGACACCACAAAGACACGGCUGCAAGUUUUUUUUUAAUAUUGAAUAUGGCAGUUUAGCUAAAAUGCUGUUAAAGGAUAGAAAAGUCCGGGUAAAGCUACCUUGGAAACUUGGAUCUUCACAACUGGGUCAUUGACAAAACCUGAUAAGAAAUUAAGUUCAACUAUAGGUCUGAAUUUAAUUAAUUGUAUUUGCUCAAUUUAAGGAACAUUGAAAUCUUGCAAAUGUGCUCUCUCAUUUUUCACUUUCUUCAUGGAUUUUUCAUGUAUUUUUUUAUUAUAUUUAUUUAGCAAACACUCGGGGAAAUAUUUUAUAUCUUACUUUAUAUUUUUACUUUUACUUUGGAUAAAUUUAGAGGCGAGAUAGUGAUGUUAAUAUUUAUGUGUAAGAGUAAUUGUCACGUUAUAUUUGUCUACUUAGUUCGUCCCGUGUGAAAUUAUGAAAAAGUUUACCGUGAUCGUUAAUUGCCUGUAACGUCUUGUUUUUAAUAAAUUGUCUAGCAUUA
Plutella xylostella (diamondback moth) is the source of this 2160-nucleotide messenger RNA. It is a transcript of the gene Tua3, whose product is annotated as alpha-tubulin. The record is from RefSeq and is a predicted model, not a curated record. Gene Ontology annotation, molecular function: GTP binding; structural constituent of cytoskeleton. Gene Ontology annotation, biological process: microtubule-based process. Gene Ontology annotation, cellular component: microtubule. NCBI's taxonomy places the organism in Eukaryota, Metazoa, Arthropoda, Insecta, Lepidoptera, Plutellidae.